GGGAGGCGAUGUCUGACGCUCCCGGCCAGAACAGGAGGCUGCCCUCCGAGAUGGACAACGGGCAGCGGGGGCUGGACCCAGAGCAGAUGCAGCAACAGCAGCUCAAGCUACGCGAAAGGCAGAGAUUCUUUGAGGAGGUUUUCCAGCAUGAUGUCGAUUUCUUCUUCCCUGUAUCUCAUCUGCAGAUCGAACACAGGAGACCUCCCCUCGGCAGCAUUUCCUCCAUGGAGGUGAACGUGGACAUGCUGGAGCAGAUGGACAUGAUGGACCUCUCUGACCAAGACACUGUGGAUGUGUUUCUCAGCUGCGGGACGGAGGACAACAACAACAUUACCACUCUUGUUCCAGAUUCCAACGACUACCAAGAAGAAAUCUCUCUGCAAGUGCCCAACGCAGCCGAGAUCAAAUCCCGGAUCUCGUCCACCUCUUCUGCCUCCACAGACCUGAACAGCCUGGACACCAGCGACGAAGGGCCUGAGACGCCCGUGGUGCAGUCUGAUGAAGAAGAGCUCCAGCAAGACAGCCCCAAAGAGGAGGAGGAGGCCAGAAGUUAG
Messenger RNA from Euleptes europaea (tarantolino), 554 nucleotides. It is a transcript of the gene DBNDD2, whose product is annotated as dysbindin domain containing 2. The transcript has 4 exons. Gene Ontology annotation, cellular component: cytoplasm. Gene Ontology annotation, biological process: negative regulation of protein kinase activity. The record is from RefSeq and is a predicted model, not a curated record. Lineage: Eukaryota; Metazoa; Chordata; Lepidosauria; Squamata; Sphaerodactylidae. Bases 9 to 554 code for a protein of 181 amino acids.